AGCAGCUUCUUACCCAAACAACCCGCGGGACGUGACUUUUCGACUCACAUCAUCCUGCAUUUGUUUUUCCUUUUCCACCCCCGUCUCGUUCCGUUUCUUAAGCAGCCUCUCGCGCUCCCUCGACUACAAAUGUCCAGCAACCCCCACGAUUUCAGCGACCCUAAUCGACAGGGACAGUAUCCACCUCCUCAGUGGAACACUAGUCAACCUGAGGAUAACCCUUCCGCUCAUUAUCCGCCGGCCUCCCAGUACCCUUACCCUCCGGCGUCAUAUCCUCCACCAACUGCGGAUCAUCAGUAUCCUCCACCACCGCAAUCACAGUAUCCGCCGCCGCCAAAUAUGGCUGCCAUUCACCCGCAUGUUCAGGGCCCGCAGGACCCCUACCGCCUCCCGCCUCCCCCCGGUGCUUACCGCCCCCCGGAUGUCUACGCUCAACCACCGCCGCCUCAAGUCGUCUAUCAAGCUGCCGCUCCACGACAGCGGACCGCCAUCGCUUGUCGCUAUUGCCGGAGACGGAAGAUCAGGUGCUCGGGAUUUGAGAGCUCUCAAGAUGGACGUUGCAGCAAUUGUAUUCGUUUCAACCAGGAGUGCAUGUUUACACCAGUCUCCUCCCAGGCACAAGCUUUUGUCCCCGCACACGCCGCCUACCCACACCUGAGAAACGCACAGAACCAAGGCCGUGGUGGCGCUCCGGUAAUGCUUUAUGGCGCUCACGGCCAACCUUUACCACCCCAACAACAACCUCAACCGGAUGCUACACUUCCCCCGCCACAGGGAAUGUAUCAGCCGCCCUAUGGUGGCGCAGCUCCCGUACCUCAGGACCCUAGACCUAUUGGCCGUCGUGGCUCGAGCUCUGGGUUCGAGUACCCUGAUCCCACCAAUCUGGCCCCCGUAACACCAGCAACAUCCGCUCCAGGAUAUCCGGCGCAUUCUGCCCCAAGUCCAUACUAUCCACCUCCGCCUCAGCAUGAUCGACGUCCUUCACCACAGGCGGCUUACCCAUACGAUACUCGUCAUUCCUCAUCUCCUCACAAUUCACCCUAUCCUCCAAUGCACCAUAGCCAAGGCGCGAUGACUCCUCCACCCACAUCUACCCCUGGUGGCUCGUCUCGCGGUGGCCUGAAUGUUCGUGACAUGUUGAACCCGGGGGACAGCCAGGGCCGUUCUAGCACUGAUAGUGAUAUGCUGAACGCCCUGAAUCGUCGGGGCUUGAAUCAGUAAUCCCAGCACGGUACAUCUCCACAUAC
This is a messenger RNA of Aspergillus alliaceus, 1247 nucleotides long. RefSeq lists its product as uncharacterized. Bases 130 to 1221 code for a protein of 363 amino acids. Gene Ontology annotation, molecular function: DNA-binding transcription factor activity, RNA polymerase II-specific; zinc ion binding. Lineage: Eukaryota; Fungi; Ascomycota; Eurotiomycetes; Eurotiales; Aspergillaceae. The transcript has 4 exons. Gene Ontology annotation, biological process: regulation of DNA-templated transcription. The record is from RefSeq and is a predicted model, not a curated record.